Pistacia vera is the source of this 1349-nucleotide messenger RNA. Its product is annotated as metal tolerance protein 11. Gene Ontology annotation, cellular component: membrane. Lineage: Eukaryota; Viridiplantae; Streptophyta; Magnoliopsida; Sapindales; Anacardiaceae. The record is from RefSeq and is a predicted model, not a curated record. The transcript has 6 exons. Bases 221 to 1195 code for a protein of 324 amino acids. Gene Ontology annotation, biological process: transmembrane transport; monoatomic cation transport. Gene Ontology annotation, molecular function: manganese:proton antiporter activity.
UUCGAUUCUGAAAUUCGAUGUUAUAUCAUUUUUUUUUAUGUUUUUAUUUAUUUUUAAUGUACAAUUUGAGUGAUGGGUAAAAAACGAAAAAAAUUUGACAAAAGGAUAUUAAAUUUUAGCUUUUAAGAGCUGACCAGAGAACAAAGUAGUUAAAGCUAGGGCUGAAACUUGAGAAGGUCCAGAAGAUAACGUGGCUGAGUACUAUCAGCAGCAGGUAGAGAUGCUAGAGGGAUUUAACGAAAUGGAUGCAUUAGCGGAACGUGGUUUUGUUCCUGGAAUGUCAAAGGAAGAGCGAGAAAACUUGGCUAGAAGCGAGACUUUGGCUAUUAGAAUAUCAAACAUUGCUAACAUGGUUCUUUUUGCUGCUAAAGUUUAUGCAUCUGUCAGAAGUGGUUCUUUGGCCAUCAUUGCAUCCACAUUAGACUCUCUUCUUGACCUUCUGUCUGGCUUCAUCUUAUGGUUUACUGCAUUCUCCAUGCAAACACCAAAUCCAUAUCAGUACCCUAUUGGAAAGAAAAGGAUGCAGCCAUUGGGAAUUCUUGUGUUUGCCUCAGUCAUGGCAACGCUUGGACUGCAGAUUAUCUUGGAGUCAGUGCGCACUAUGGUAUCUGAUGAUGAUGAUUUCAACCUUAGCAAAGAGCAAGAGCGAUGGGUUGUGGGCAUAAUGCUCUCAGUGACCCUAGUAAAACUUCUUCUGGUUGUUUAUUGUCGUGCUUUUACCAAUGAAAUCGUCAAAGCUUAUGCCCAGGAUCACUUUUUUGAUGUUAUCACCAACAUCAUUGGCCUCAUUGCUGUGCUCCUUGCUAAAUACAUUGACCACUGGAUGGAUCCUGUUGGAGCUAUCAUUCUGGCCUUGUACACAAUUCGCACCUGGUCAAUGACGGUGUUGGAAAAUGUCAACUCCCUUGUUGGAAGAUCAGCUGCUCCUGAAUAUCUACAAAAGCUGACAUACCUCUGCUGGAACCACCACAAGGCUGUAAGACACAUCGACACAGUGCGAGCUUAUACCUUUGGGUCUCACUACUUUGUCGAGGUUGACAUCGUUCUGCCAUCAGACAUGCCCUUGCAAGAGGCCCAUGAUAUUGGGGAGUCCUUGCAGGAGAAGCUCGAGCUACUGCCAGAGAUUGAGCGUGCCUUUGUUCAUCUUGAUUACGAGUACUCGCACAAACCUGAGCACGCUCAAGCCCACUCAUAGUACCUCAGAAACUCUGCUGUAAUAUCUGUUAUCGUCUUGUUGGUGCCUUUUGUUCCCACCCUAGAAGUUCAAUCGUUAAUUGUCCAUGAAAGUUGAACCAUGUAGAAACAAAUUGUAGUGGACAAAGAGAAUAUAUAGAUGAGAUAUUUUGUUA